AUGGAGUUUGUGAGGGCGCUGUGGCUUGGUCUGGUACUGGCCCUGGGGACCGAGCCGGCCCGCGGUCACCCGCAGCCGUGCGGCGUCCUGGCGCGCGUCGGGGGCUCCGUGCGCCUGGGGGCCCUCCUGCCUCGCGCGCCCGCCGUCCGCGCCCGCGCCCGCGCUGUCCUGGCCCGGACCGCCUUGACUCAGCGGCUGCCCUACAAUCUCAGCCUGGAGCUGGCGGUGGCCGCUCCCCCCGCCCGCGACCCCGCCUCGCUGGCCCGCGGCUUGUGCCAGGCGCUGGCGGCGCCGGGCGUGGCGGCCCUACUCGCUUUCCCCGAAGCGAGGCCCGAGCUCCUGCAGCUCCACUUUCUGGCGGCCGCCACCGAGACCCCCGUGCUCAGCCUGCUGCGGCGCGAGGCGCGCGCGCCCCUCGGCGCCCCGACGCCGUUCCACCUGCAGCUGGACUGGGCCAGCCCCCUGGAGACACUGCUGGACGUACUGGUGGCCGUGCUGCAAGCACAUGCCUGGGAAGACGUGGGCUUGGUACUGUGCCGGGUCCGAGACCCCAGCAGCCUGGUGGCCCUCUGGACAAGCCGGGCUGGCCAUGCCCCAAGGCUCGUGCUGGACCUGAGCCGGCCAGACACUGGUGAUGCAGGGCUAGGGGCACGCCUGGCUGUCCUGGGGACACCCAUAGGAGGGGACACACUGGUCUCCACAGUUGUCCUUUUGGGCUGUGAUGCAGUCCGUGCCAGCCAGGUGCUGGAGGUCGCGCCACAUGGCCCCCACUGGCUCCUGGGCACAGCGCUUUCUCCAGAAACACUGCCUGCAGCCUCGGCCAGCCUGCCCCUGGGGCUGCUGGCGCUGGGCGAGGUGGCCCGGCCUCCACUGGAGGCAGCCAUCCAUGAUGCUGUGGAGCUGGUGGCCCAGGCUCUGGGCAGUGCUGCCCAAGCACAGGCAGAACGCGCCCUGCUCCCAGCUGCUGUCAGUUGUGACAACCCCCAGCCGACAGGGCCAGAGUCCCGGGGGCACUUGUUGGCAAGGUUCCUGGCCAACACAUCCUUCCAGGGCCUCACGGGGCCAGUGUGGGUGACGGCUACCUCGCAAGUGCACAUGUCACGGCGGUUCAGGGUAUGGAGCCUACGCCAGGACUCGCUGGGCACUCCAGCCUGGGCCACUGUGGGCAGCUGGCAGAAUGGGCACCUGGACUUGGAGCCAGGCACAGUGGCCGCGCCCCCCCUCCCCCCACCUGGCACUCGGGCCCGGUCGAAGCUUCGCGUGGUGACGCUGAUAGAGCAUCCAUUUGUGUUUGCCCGGGAGCCUGAUGAAGAUGGGCAGUGCCCAGCCGGGCACCUGUGCCUGGACCCAGGUACCAACAACUCAGCAACACUGGACACGUUGUUUGCUGCACUGGCCAAUGGCUCUGUGCCACGCACCCUGCGCAAGUGCUGCUAUGGCUACUGCAUGGACCUGCUGGAGCGGCUGGCCGAGGACACGCCCUUUGACUUCGAGUUGUAUAUUGUAGGUGAUGGCAAGUACGGUGCCCUGCGUGAUGGCCGCUGGACUGGGCUGGUGGGCGACUUGUUGGCUGGCACAGCGCACAUGGCGGUCACCAGCUUCAGCAUUAACUCAGCGCGCUCGCGGGUGGUGGACUUCACAAGCCCCUUCUUCUCCACCAGCCUGGGCAUCAUGGUGCGCACGCGCGACACGGCCUCGCCCAUUGGCGCCUUCAUGUGGCCGCUACACUGGACCAUGUGGCUGGGCGUCUUCGCGGCCCUGCACCUCACUGCGCUCUUCCUCACCUUGUAUGAGUGGCGCAGCCCCUACGGACUCACACCGCGCGGCCGAAACCGCAGCACAGUCUUCUCCUACUCCUCUGCGCUCAAUCUCUGCUACGCCAUCCUUUUCGGCCGUACCGUGUCCAGCAAGACUCCCAAAUGUCCCACCGGCCGCUUCCUCAUGAACCUCUGGGCCAUCUUCUGCCUGCUUGUGCUGUCCAGCUACACGGCCAAUCUGGCCGCCGUCAUGGUCGGGGACAAGACUUUCGAGGAGCUGUCAGGGAUCCACGACCCUAAGCUGCACCAGCCACCACAGGGCUUCCGCUUCGGCACGGUGUGGGAGAGCAGUGCAGAGGCCUACAUAAAGGCCAGCUUCCCGGAGAUGCACGCACACAUGCGGCGCCACAGCGCGCCCACCACACCUGGUGGUGUCGCCAUGCUCACGAGCGACCCCCCCAAGCUCAAUGCCUUUAUCAUGGACAAGUCACUUCUGGACUAUGAGGUGUCCAUCGACCCCGACUGCAAGCUGCUUACCGUGGGCAAGCCCUUCGCCAUCGAAGGCUAUGGCAUCGGACUGCCCCAAAACUCGCCACUCACCUCCAAUCUGUCUGAGUUCAUCAGCCGCUACAAGUCCUCGGGCUUUAUCGACUUGCUGCAUGACAAGUGGUAUAAGAUGGUGCCUUGUGGGAAGCGUGUCUUCGCAGUUACUGAGACUCUCCAGAUGGGCAUCUACCACUUCUCCGGCCUCUUUCUGCUGCUCUGCCUGGGCCUCGGCAGCGCUCUGCUCAGCUCCCUGGGCGAGCACGUCUUCUACCGCCUGGUGCUGCCGCGCAUCCGCAGGGGCAACCGUCUGCAGUACUGGCUGCACACCAGCCAGAAGAUCCACCGCGCGCUCAACACAGAGCAACCCGGUGCACAGAAGCUGGAGGUGGAGUCCAGUGGCCCAAAGGAGCAGCAGCAGGCCACCCUGGCUGACCCUGAAAGCCCCAGGCGCUGGAAACGUGUGCGUCGGGCGGUGAGCACUGAGCGCCGCCGCGUGCGCUUCUUGCUGGACCCAGCAGUGGCCCAGGACAGGGAGCAGGGGCCACCUGAGGGCCCCUUGUGGCUGUGCUCCAACGGGAGGUCACCUGUGCCUGGAGAGCUGGAAGAGCUGGAACGACAUAUCGAGGCUGUGCGCGAGCGGUUGCGCCAAGCCCUACUGCGGCGGGGUGAGCUCAGGGCCCAGCUUGGGGAUGGCACCCGCCACAGGCCACUGCGACUGCUCCAAGCUGCAAGGGUCCCUGAGGACGCACGGUGAAUGCAGCCACUGCG
Molecule: messenger RNA, 3071 nt
Organism: Octodon degus (degu)
Lineage: Eukaryota; Metazoa; Chordata; Mammalia; Rodentia; Octodontidae
Gene: Grin3b
Product: glutamate ionotropic receptor NMDA type subunit 3B
Exons: 9
Coding region: 1-3057 (1018 amino acids)
Biological process (GO): monoatomic ion transport; modulation of chemical synaptic transmission; ionotropic glutamate receptor signaling pathway
Cellular component (GO): plasma membrane; postsynaptic membrane
Molecular function (GO): NMDA glutamate receptor activity; transmitter-gated monoatomic ion channel activity involved in regulation of postsynaptic membrane potential
Source: RefSeq, a predicted model, not a curated record